This is a messenger RNA of Prorocentrum cordatum, 1878 nucleotides long. Lineage: Eukaryota; Dinophyceae; Prorocentrales; Prorocentraceae. The record is from the annotation of a GenBank genome assembly.
AUGCCGCGCAAAGGCGAGCCCAGCAAGUCGUGGGGGCCGCGCACCCUGUUCGAGUUCACGGACGACGACGUCAAAUGGCUCGACAGUUUGGAGGUCAACAAACUCCUCUGCACAGAGGAAAUAUGCCCCACGACGGAGCGCAAACACCUCCAAUUCCACAUCACCUUCAAGCGGGCCUGCAGGCUCCCGGCGUUGAAGAAGAUGCACCCCAGAGUCCAUUGGGAGGCGCAAUACUGCACGCAGGACGACAACUACUCGCGGAAGCGAGACAGCAAAAUCCUAAUCGACAAGGACAACCGCAAACGGCCGGGGGAACGGACGGACCUGCAAGCAAUCAAGCGGGUCCUCACCGAGACGAAUUCGGCACGAUCCGCCAUGCCAAUGGCCUCCAGCAGCCAGCAAAUCCAAUUCGCCAAGCAGUGGCUCGAAUACAUGGAACAACCGCGACCAGUCGGGGACAUCGAGGUCCACUGGCGCUGGGGCAAGACGGGAGUCGGGAAGACCCGCUACGUCUGGGACAUGCACGGAGUCGACGAAAUCUACCAGCCCACCAGCUACAAGUGGUGGCAGGGGUACGACGGUCACAAAAUCGUGCUGAUCGACGAGCUCCGCGCCAACUGGUGGACCUUCGGGCAGCUACUGCGCUUACUGGACCGCUACCCUUUUACGGUCGAGACCAAGGGGGGGUCUAGGCAGAUCCAGGCUACCGUCUGGUACAUCACGAGCUCUAAGCACCCUGCGGAGCUAUUCGAUCCCCGCCAUUUUGACGCCGCUGAGCGGGUAGACCAACUACUCCGACGGCUGACUACCAUCACGGAAGUACUCGAGCCGGAAACGGCGGAGCAGGCUGAUGCAAUAGAUUGGCAGCACGACGAAGCGCGUGAAUAUGCUGGCGGGCGCGUAAGCUGCCCUGAGUGGCGACAAUUGAGCUGCAUCCGCAUCGCAUAUGUCUUCGACGCGGUGUUCACCGAGCGAGCCCAGCAAGUCGUGGGGGCGUGCGCCCUGUUCGAGUUCACUGACGACGACGUCAAAUGGCUCGACAGUUUGGAGGUCAACAAACUCCUCUGCACAGUGGAAAUAUGCCCCACGACGGAGCGCAAACACCUCCAAUUCCACAUCACCUUCAAGCGGGCCUACAGGCUCCCGGCGCUGAAGAAGAUGCACCCCAGAGUCCAUUGGGAGGCGCAAUACUGCACGCAGGACGACAACUACUCGCGGAAGCGAGACAGCAAAGUCCUAAUCGACAAGGACAACCGCAAACGGCCGGGGGAACGGACGGACCUGCAAGCAAUCAAGCGGGUCCUCACCGAGACGAAUUCGGUACGAUCCGUCAUGCCAAUGGCCUCCAGCAGCCAGCAAAUCCAAUUCGCCGAGCAGUGGCUCGAAUACAUGGAACAACCGCGACCAGUCGGGGACAUUGAGGUCCACUGGCGCUGGGGCAAGACGGGAGUCGGGAAGACCCGCUACGUCUGGGACAUGCACGGAGUCGACGAAAUCUACCAGCCCACCAGCUACAAGUGGUGGCAGGGGUACGACGGUCACAAAAUCGCGCUGAUCGACGAGCUCCGCGCCAACUGGUGUACCUUCGGGCAGCUACUGCGCUUACUGGACCGCUACCCUUUCACGGUCGAGACCAAGGGGGGGUCUAGGCAGAUCCAGGCUACCGCCUGGUACAUCACGAGCUCUAAGCACCCUGCGGAGCUAUUCGAUCCCCGCCAUUUUGACGCCGCUGAGCGGGUAGACCAACUACUCCGACGGCUGACUACCAUCACGGAAGUACUCGAGCCGGAAACGGCGGAGCAGGCUGAUGCAAUAGAUUGGCAGCACGACGAAGCGCGUGAAUAUGCUGGCGGGCGCGUAAGCUGCCCUGAGUGGUAA